AUGUCAUCAUCAGAUUUGCCAUUCGCCGUAGACGUUAAUACUCCACUCAGCGCUAGCGAGUUAGAAGUCUUAAGGUCACAAUACGAUAAGGAAAUACAAGCUGGUCACUUAUCGGUUCAAACUUCCUUCAACCUGGCCUGGGGAUUAGUGAAAUCAAAGAAGAAAGAGGAAGUACUCGAGGGUGUGUCCAUACUGAGUGAUAUCUAUAAGCAAGAGCCGUUUAGAAGGCGUGAAUGUUUAUAUUAUCUCGCACUAGGCUAUUACAAGGUUAGCAACUAUCAAGACGCAAAGAAGUUCAACGAUUUGUUACUCUCUAAAGAGCCUAACAACCUACAAGCACGUUCACUUAAUCAGCUUAUCGACAGGGCUUGGGCGAAAGAGGGAUACAUUGGAUUAGCUAUUGGUGGUGGUGCAGUCACACUCGGCGCCUUACUGAUUGGCAGUCUCCUCCGUCACAGGAGAUAGUACUACUACAGUCAUAUCCAAUUACAUUCUAUACAAUCAAUGCAUCUUUUUAUUUACAUUCUCCAACUCAUGAGCCAUAUUGAAGACAGUCUGCUCACAACCCCAUUGACUGACGAUCGACACACCUUGUGGAAAGCCAUCACUAUCUUUUCCAAUUGGUAUACUCAUCGCCGGUAAUCCAGCCAAACUAACUGGUGUAGUCAGAACGUCCUGCGAGUAAUCUGUUGUAUCUGAAGAAUUAACUUUCGGUGGUCCAGAUACAGCAGUUGGAUGAAUGAGAACAUCAACACCUAGAUCGUAAUUAUCAUUCUUGCUCCUCACAUUAGGUAACCUAAACAGCCUAUCAAAGUCCUCUACGAUAGCGGUUCUUGCCCGCUGAGCGUUCAAGUAGUAGUUAUCGAAAGCAUCAGCUGAUAACACAAAGUUGCCCAGUUCUAUGCGUCGUUUCACUUCUUCUCCAAACCCUUCUGCCCGUGUUUCUUCCACUGAACCAGUUUUACUUCUGUAACCGUAUUGCAUUCCAUCAUACCUAGCAAGUGAGCUUGAGGCUUCGGCACUUGCGAGUAUAUAAUAUGCAUUCAAUGCCAAACUAGCCGAUGGAAGUGACACCUGGUAUAACUCGACACGCUUUCCAUCACUUGUACCAUUUUUGAGUAAAGUAUCUAUAACAUUUGAGAGUGCCUCUGAAGGUUCUCUAUUGAAAAGCUCCUGUAGACCAAUUUUCCAUGUAUCGGAACUUUCUUUUGUACUAAUCAUACCAUAAAUAGCCCUUUUGCGCACUUCAGAAGACUCUGAAGAUGGAUCUUUUUCGUCAUAUUGUGAGAGAACCUCAAGACUCGCUUGACUAUACCAACCUUUCUGGCCAUAAUUCCAACACAAUCAAGUGAUUCAGCGUAUGGUAUCAUACCAUACCUUGAUAUCAUCCCGUAUGAUGGUUUGAGGCCUACUACACCACAAUAGGAAGCCGGUAAAC
This is a messenger RNA of Wallemia mellicola CBS 633.66, 1438 nucleotides long. Its product is annotated as mitochondria fission 1 protein. The coding region runs from base 1 to 465 and encodes 154 amino acids. Gene Ontology annotation, molecular function: protein binding. Gene Ontology annotation, cellular component: peroxisomal membrane; mitochondrial outer membrane. The record is from RefSeq and is a predicted model, not a curated record. Gene Ontology annotation, biological process: autophagy of mitochondrion; peroxisome fission; mitochondrial fission. The transcript is spliced from 5 exons. Lineage: Eukaryota; Fungi; Basidiomycota; Wallemiomycetes; Wallemiales; Wallemiaceae.